Urocitellus parryii (Arctic ground squirrel) is the source of this 2662-nucleotide messenger RNA. It is a transcript of the gene Wdfy1, whose product is annotated as WD repeat and FYVE domain containing 1. Gene Ontology annotation, cellular component: early endosome. Gene Ontology annotation, molecular function: metal ion binding; protein binding. The record is from RefSeq and is a predicted model, not a curated record. Lineage: Eukaryota; Metazoa; Chordata; Mammalia; Rodentia; Sciuridae. Gene Ontology annotation, biological process: positive regulation of toll-like receptor 4 signaling pathway; positive regulation of toll-like receptor 3 signaling pathway.
UCAGCUGCUGGGCCGCCGGGACGCCGCGGCCGCGCCAACAUGGCGGCCGAGAUCCACUCCAGGCCGCAGAGCAGCCGCCCGGUGCUGCUGAGCAAGAUCGAGGGCCACCAGGACGCCGUCACGGCCGCGCUGCUCAUCCCCAAGGAGGACGGCGUGAUCACCGCCAGCGAGGACAGAACCAUCCGAGUAUGGCUGAAAAGAGACAGCGGCCAGUACUGGCCCAGCAUUUACCACACAAUGGCCUCCCCUUGCUCUGCUAUGGCUUACCAUCACGAUAGCAGACGGAUAUUCGUGGGCCAGGAUAACGGAGCUGUAAUGGAAUUUCAUGUUUCUGAAGAUUUUAAUAAAAUGAACUUUAUCAAGACCUACCCAGCUCAUCAGAACCGGGUGUCUGCCAUCAUCUUCAGCUUGGCCGCCGAGUGGGUCAUCAGCACUGGCCACGACAAGUGUGUCAGCUGGAUGUGCACCCGGAGUGGGAACAUGCUGGGGCGACACUUCUUCACUUCCUGGGCUUCGUGUUUACAAUAUGAUUUUGAUACUCAGUACGCUUUUGUUGGCGAUUACUCUGGACAGAUCACCCUGCUGAAGCUUGAACAGAACACGUGUUCAGUUAUCACAACCCUCAAAGGGCAUGAAGGGAGUGUUGCUUGCCUCUGGUGGGAUCCUAUUCAGCGGUUACUGUUCUCAGGAGCAUCUGACAACAGCAUCAUCAUGUGGGACAUUGGAGGCAGGAAAGGCCGGACGCUCUUGCUGCAGGGCCAUCAUGACAGGGUGCAGUCGCUGUGUUACCUGCAACUAACCAGGCAGCUUGUCUCCUGUUCCUCGGAUGGUGGGAUUGCAGUGUGGAACAUGGACGUUAGCAGAGAAGAGGCUCCUCAGUGGUUGGAAAGUGAUUCCUGUCAAAAAUGUGAGCAGCCCUUUUUCUGGAACAUAAAGCAGAUGUGGGACACGAAAACGCUGGGGUUGAGACAGCAUCACUGCAGGAAGUGUGGGCAGGCCGUCUGUGGGAAGUGCAGCAGCAAGCGCUCCAGCUACCCGGUCAUGGGUUUCGAGUUCCAAGUCCGUGUUUGUGAUUCCUGUUAUGAUUCCAUCAAAGAUGAAGAUCGGACCUCUCUAGCAACCUUUCAUGAAGGCAAACAUAACAUCUCCCACAUGUCCAUGGACAUUGCUAGGGGACUGAUGGUGACCUGUGGGACCGACCGUGUUGUAAAGAUAUGGGACAUGACGCCUGUGGUGGGCUGCAGCCUGGCAACUGGGUUUUCUCCACACUGAUCCGGGAGCUGGGUGAUAUCAACAGUGGCCUCCACCAAGUGAAAUCCUUCCCAUGUAGCUCCACAGCCACUGUCACAAGCAUGGGCAGUAGCCACCUAAAAACAAAUCAACAUUUUUUAAAAGAAAAAAAUGUAAAGGUGUGUUUUGGGGCACUUGUGGAACUAAUGUGGAAAAGCUCUGUCUGUAGUGGUUCCCUGAGGAAUGAAAUUCAACAGAAAUUCCUCAUGAACAGUGACCUCAUAGGUAAGGAAAGAGUAAUCUUGUAAAUGAGAGUUUUAGAGGGAAAAAUAAAUAGAACAAAAAGUUAAUGCUUAAAUCUUCCUGAAAGCAGUCCCAAGUUCAAAUACAUGUCCACUCAGACUAGCGGGCCUUCAAGGGCCCUUGAGCCUAUUGUUGGAGCAGGUGUUGGGGUCAGGACAACCUGUAUUCCCUUUCUCCAGGUGUGCAGCAGGAACUUAGGAAACCAGAGGUCUCUCCCUGUGGCUGGUAACACAUGAAUAUUCUCUGUCCGUGGUUGCUGAUUAACUUACAGAUGUCUGUUCUCUGCAGGUAGCACCGUACUCUGUGCUUAGCAUCUAGCUCGCUUCAGUUGUUUCUCUUCCAGCCAGUAGCCAUGGGUGACUUUUUCAGUUGUUAUUGAGUUGUGAAAUUUCUCUAGUAACCAAGACAGUCCACAUUUUUCCCUUUCCCUCAAAUGUGCUGAGGGCAUAGCUUUAUUAUGGUGCUGUUAACUAGAGUCACACAAACACCCGACGCGUUCUCAUCAGCUAGUAGUGACUAAUGAAGACCCAGCUGCCAUAUGGUGGUGAUGGGAAAGAGCAGUCUGCCUCAUGGAGCCCAGUCCUCCUUCAGACCUGUAGUCCCAAGACGGGCCCCUGCGAGAUUGUGGGAAUUUAAUAUGCUCCUCAGAAAAGCACUCCAGGGCUUGUAAGUGAUGCUGACUUUUAGUUGUAACUGGUAUUAUCCAUGUCAUAGGAGGGAGUUAGUGGCCCACAGCUGUAAUGGGUGACCAUCAGGUCCUGCUCAGUAAUCCCUAACUUUUAGAUCAUCUUCACAACUGCCAAAAGCUAUUGUUUAAAAUGCAUUUUAAAGCUUUUGACCAAGAGUACUAGAAUGAGGAAGAGGCAGGGAAUGGGAACCCGUCUUUUAAUAGUCCGAUAGUUCUCUGUCUGUUGCCUUAACAGCACGUGUAUCUUUGGUUUUGGGUUAUGGAAGUGAGUGCAGAAAGACUUACUUUUUGAAAAGACUGAUGUAAAAAUAGUUAGCAACAAUAUCUCUGUUAUGGAUAUGGAUUAAAAAAACUUCUGCAUCACUGCAGUGGGAUCAUAUCAAGACAAUGUCAUCAUUCUGUUUGAUAACUAAAGGACUAAAUCUGCUUUAUAAACAUGGU